AUGAGAGAUGCAGUUGGCCCAUACUGCUGCGCGCAGUUCGUGGUCCACGAUAAGAAGAUCCGCGAGCGGCCGCUGGAGUUCUACCAGCAGAUGCUGAGGUUGGUGGACGGCACUUUGCAGAAUGAUUUGUGCUAUCCAGGCAAGGUAACGCGCUCCACGCACUGCUACGGAAUGGAGUUUACGUGGCACCUCGUGUUUGGGGAGGAGUAUGACCCCCCAUUGCGCCAGGAUGACCAGCGACUUCCGAUGCCAUUGCGCCUCAAGUUCGGGAACGAGUUCAUCCGAAGGGACUGGAAUGAUGUGGUUCUGAAUCCCAGCACCCCGAAGAAGAUCGUGGAAGAAAUCAACUAUGAUCAAAUGACCGUUAGAUGA
Messenger RNA from Symbiodinium natans, 372 nucleotides. Lineage: Eukaryota; Dinophyceae; Suessiales; Symbiodiniaceae. The record is from the annotation of a GenBank genome assembly.